Daldinia decipiens is the source of this 7047-nucleotide messenger RNA. RefSeq lists its product as uncharacterized. NCBI's taxonomy places the organism in Eukaryota, Fungi, Ascomycota, Sordariomycetes, Xylariales, Hypoxylaceae. Gene Ontology annotation, cellular component: transcription factor TFIIIC complex. Gene Ontology annotation, biological process: transcription initiation at RNA polymerase III promoter; 5S class rRNA transcription by RNA polymerase III. Gene Ontology annotation, molecular function: DNA binding. Bases 128 to 6655 code for a protein of 2175 amino acids. The record is from RefSeq and is a predicted model, not a curated record. The transcript has 2 exons.
AUUUAGAAACGACUUCAUGCCUGUUUGCAAGUCAGAUCCCCGAAGCACACUGGUUCGAUCCUUUUAGCGCCUAAAAUUAUAUCAUCAUUUUCUCCCUUUUUUCCAUGCUUGAAUACCCACGUGCAAGAUGGAGAUUGGCCUCGACGAGCUGAUCGAGUCCCUCCUGACAGAAAUAGCCUUCUCUGGCGUUCGAGGAUGUUCGGUUUCUACAUUGUUGAAGACAAUAGAAGCUUUUUAUAGCGGUGCUCAGCAGACCAGUAAUUCUUCAGCAGAGCAUCGCGAUGAAGGACAGAAGCCAAGCGAUGCACCACGGAUCCACCAGGAUGCUCGCAGCUAUGAUCUUUCCAUGUGCUCAAAGGUCUGGGGGUGGCUAGUAUCAAGGGCAGACGUCUCUGUGGGCACUAACAGGCAAUUCAACCAUUGCAAGCUAGAGGAGAUCCUCGCUCUUCCGGAAGAGGAAGAGGACUUGUCGCCCGCAGAGGUGGUUGAAAUAUCCAAAAAUCAAACUUCGACUCCACUAAAUGAGCGCCAGCGCCCUUUAAAGAGCCACCGAAGGCCGGAGGGAAUUUCUUCGAAGUACAGACCUCGUCUUCAUGUUUCGGAUGAACGGCAAUGGAAGACGAUCGCUGGCCAUGGCCCAGACCUUAAACGGCUACCGUUAUUUGAAUGGAAAGCACUUGUUGAUAUUGCAUCUGUGAGGGAAAAAGGCAUUCUUCAAGGGGACUUGGUCCGACUGUCUGGUCAAGAUAAGAGAUCUCUCCCCACGCGCACCGAUGCUCUAGCAAAAAAGGGCUACAUUAUCAAACAGUCUAUUAUUCUUCGAGGAUGUCGCUCCAGUAAACUGUGGCUUGCUCGAUUUGCCGAUAACGCGAAAGAAAACCGUGACGGCCUCAAUCUUGAGAAGCUUGACUUAUCAAGGGAGACUUUAACCAAAGAUCUUCGCCCGGUUCCGUUUAGCGCUAGCUGGAACGGCGAGAGACUUGAUUAUAUAGCCAUUGCACAAGCAUUUAAUGCUGUCAUCAAAGCAUGGGGCAUUAUGAGAUACUGCGAUGUUCGAACUAAGUUGGAUGCUAAUCGCGUGCCACAAAUGAGAGCCCUGGCGAAGACGUCUCGGUGGUUUACCAGCAUAGGAGCAGUCACGUUUGUAGCAGCAAGAUUCGCGAACGGCCAGAAGCUCUUCAAAGACUGUGUCAAAUUCAUCAGAGAACCGACGGCUGAAGAGUGGAGAGUCUUCCGGACUACGCCGAGUGCUCAUAUUAAAGUCCCCUCGGCGCGACUAGGGAAAAGAGGGCAAGCGUCGCGAGCUCGAUAUAAUAAGGGGGUUAAGUUCAGUCCUCAUAGUCAAGUCAAAUCCAAGCAGUCAUCGAACCAAGAGCGCCAAAUCAAAUCGUCAGAUAAAGAACAAUUGGUACCAUCUUUGUGGACUCCAUAUAAGCCUAUGGUCAACACAACAUUCGAGAUAAUCAAGAGAGCUGGCUCUAAGGGAUCCUCGAAUCUCGAAAUCGGUCGCCAGACAUUGGGACAUGGUUACCGCAAGUACAUUGCCGCACUUACCGGGACGCUAUCGUUGCCCAAUUCUCAGCCCCCUCAUCUACAACACCUCAACGUCACCUCACAGCUUAACCGCAUAGGAAAGACCAUGACCUACCAAUUCUUCGCGGAUGGCGAAGCCGGUAAUUCUGUUGUCGGAAACAGCAAUAAGAACAAAUCUAAUGACCAAGAAGCAAAUUUGGCUGACCGUAUUGUAGAUGGGCAAACUUCGUCAUACGAUUCGAUGAUUUCGAGAGCUAGUUAUGUGUAUUCGCAGCCCCAAUCAUCCAAAUUGGCGUCAGAACCUGUUUCGCUCUCCCACCUUCACAAUACUCUACUAGCGCCAAAACCAAAGAAGGGUCGGAAGCGGAAGAGAAGUUCGAACGAGGAACCUACUAAAGAUACAAGCGGUGAUAUGCAAGAAUAUCCCAACAAAAUAUCCAGAACAGAGGAACCACCAUCGGGGAAUUUUCAGGGAGAUAAAGAGAUAACGAACGACAACCAGGGAGCAUAUCUAAACGUGAACGAGCCUAUUCCCGUACCUACUGCCAUCCCGCACCAGCCUGCCCUUGACAUAGGGUCACCAACUUCUCUUACACCGCUUCUACCGCCUCCGCCAAUUUCUCGACCACCUGGUGUAUAUCGUGAGCCCGACAACUCGUUAGAUCCCUCCGGGAAAAAGGGGCGACGAAAAAAAUCACUUGUCCUCACAUUGAAGUGCAAUUCACUCAAGCCUUUGUUGGAGCGUUUAUAUAAUAGCCAACCAGAAAACUCUGGUGAACAUUCUUCGUACCAACCUGAUCCCCUGCCUACAAAUCCGGCGCAAGGCCCACCGCAAGCUGAGAUUGAAGGCAACUCUACCUUAUUGGCAGAAUCGGAGCAAAAUCAGGCUAAGCAGAAACCGACAAAACGUGGCGGCAAGACGGUAUUUAGGUGUGAUAAGUGUGGUAAUAGUUGGAAGAAUCCGAACGGCUUGGACUAUCACCUUAACAAAUCCCGUACUGCUUGCAAUCCCGCUUACGUCCCAGCCCCGCUGCCACCUCCCAGGCAACUUGCGAAGCCAGAUCCAAUACCUAAGACAUCUAACGGCCAGGAGCAGGGCCAGGGCUUCGAUGACCUCCAAUUGCCAGACUUAGCUCGUAAACCAUCACAGCGCAACUCUGAUAUUGGAAGCGGUCGGCCCCUGCUACCUCCUAAGCGUAUUCGCCUUGGUGAGAAUCUCGUACCCAGUGAGGAUACUAGUGAUUCAGUUGCGCAAAGAUAUGCUGGAAGCUCUAUCGUGUUGAAAGAUGUAGAAGCUUAUGAUGUUAUCGAUCAUCGAAAACGAAGAGAGAAUAGCCAAGCAGCUUUGCCCAACCUUUACGGUACGGUUUCUCCAGCGCACCAGGCGAAUCAAAUGCUAUUCCAGGUUAUGCCUAAGGAACAACCUCAAGCUAGUGGGCCUGACAUCAGACGAGGACAAACCAGUACUACUGCACGGGAGAAUACUCAGAAACAAAAAAGCAACCUUGCCUUAGCACGCGAUCGCGACCGAAAAUCUAGAGCUGAGAACCCCGAGUCUUAUACUAAAGCCCAUCAAGCUCAUUCAGAGCAAACGGAAGCCAGUAACAGGGAGCCUGCGCCAUCUGAUUUCAGUCUACGACCUACUUCAUUAAAAUCGGUCACAUCUAUCGGCCACCAUAUAUCUGGAGCAGCUGUCCCGCCGACCGCCAUCAGCCAUCCUCUCAAUGACAAUGGGAGAAAUGAUAUUCCGGAUUCUGGGAUGGUUGACAGCCAGCUAAACAACGAAGCUACACGGCUAAACCAAUUAACUCCGAAAAAGUCCCGUAAGUCAUCUACACUUACUGUAGGCACGGUACGUAAAGAUCGAACAACCGGUAUCAUCCAGCAUCUUCUUGACAAGAACAACGGUGUCUUCCCGGGACAGCGAUCUUUGUACUUGGCUAUGGUAUCUCUCUGGGUCAAAAAGUAUAGUGAUAUUGAGCCCCCAGACUGGAAGGUAUGCCAGAAUGUAGUCAAUAAGAUGGAGAAAGCCGGUGUACUGGUACAGCAACGCUUCUUUUUUCUCGACGAUAAUGGCAAGCUUCAAGAAUGUUGCGUACUUGCUAAGAAGCAGCAAGGUGGGUCUACUAUCACAGAUCUGGCUGCUGACCCCAAAGUAGUCAUGAUCAAGGAGAAGAUGAGAGAAAUGCACCCGGAACCGUAUAUUCCAGAAGAGUUUUCGCUGUCGCAGGAUGAAAGCGAACUCUUCGAUGCGCUUGCAUCGAAAUAUAGAGAAUCCACGCCUUCUAACGGACCUCGAAAACAGGUUGGAAAGUCGAACGUGACCGAGGAUAUUGAGGUAUUACAAUACCCAGCUUAUGUUGUCAACGAUGCCUCUACACACAUAGCCGGCUUAAAGCGGCCCGCCGAAGAAGACGAAUUGUCGGAUGUGACACCCGCGAAGAAGAUUCGUGUGGAUACCAGUACCAUGGAUAAGCCCAGGAAAGCGCCCAGGCCGAGGAAACGAGGCGAACAACGUGAGUACUGGGCAACUGCGAAAGUCGCGAAAUAUAUUUGGAACCAAAAGCAGAACUCAGGUGGAAAAUGGGGCCAGAGACACGCCAAUCUUCAAAACUUUGCUACAGGAGCAUGGUCGGCUUUGCCCCAAGAGGCUACCUCCAUGCGACCUAGUAUUGAUAGAAUCCUAUCUUCACUUCGAACUUCCCGCGAAAACGCGUUAGUAUCAAUGCGACAUGUUUCCACCAGCGGGUCUAAUGGUACGGAGGGAACCCCAAAGAUAAAUAAUGCUAACUCACCUGGUGAACUUCUUUGGAGUCAUGAUUCGACAGUCGGUGAAAAUGUAGAAUAUUGUGAUGAAAUAGUGCCCGACGUAUCAGAAAAGGUCGAGAAAGGCCUGGUCGAUCGAUUUGUGAAACCUUCUAUUUCUACAUCAUUUGUACCUGAAGAUUCAGGGUCCGAGGAAGAAGAUGACGAUACGAUGUUAACCGAAGUACAUCAUGCAGAAAUUCCCGAAGAAAACUCAAGCCUUCCCUCUGAAGGGGUUGGCGCUACGUUCGCAAAGAGCAAACCGAUUCAGAAUACGCGGACUGGCUGCUGGCCCUGGCUACCGGUCAGCUUUUUCGAGUCGAACUUCACGAGCUUUGCAUUGGCCGGAGCUAUGCCAGAGGCUCGAUGGUUCCAACGAGCGAAUUUGCCACAGAAUUCCGGGGAUAUCAUCAAAUCUCUCCGGGGGAAGUUCCAAUUCAACUCUUGGGCAGACCCUUCCUACGGAAAAUUUCUACGAGAAGUGGGCAUCAUCGAGAAAUGGGAACAGUCAGCUGAAGGGUCCCAAAUUCUCUUGCACGGAUCGGUCGCACCAGAUUAUAUAUUCAUUUCCCUCUCAUCUGAAGAGUCAAGGGCAAACAUGAAGCCCAUUACCCUCGAGUGGCCUAGUAAAGGCCAGUAUACCGUGGAGAAUAUACCAGAAGAGAUCAAGAACGCACCUCCCGACGAUGAAAAUGCGGGCUUGUCAAUAAUCCAUCGCAACAGGGGUAGACCAAGAAGAGAACAUCCUGUCGAGUCACAGCCUAAAGAACAAGCUAAACCCAGCGCAAAGAAGCCUGGAAGGAAGGCACAAAUAGCUCCAGUACCCCAAGUAGAAGUUCAGUAUAAGACACGAUCACUCAGACCCAUACCUGUCCAGCACCGUGGCCGCGUGAGCAUACCACGCCCAAACGAGGAUAAUCUUGGCCUUAGUGGCGAAACAGAAGUCAUAGCCGCGUUCGUGGUAUUCAAAACACUCCUAGGUGGGGUCGAUAGGAAGGCAGACAUUGGCUCAAUAUUGAAAGCUUUCCCUAAAUUCUCUCACUCGGCACUAAGAAAAUUCUGGCCUAGAGUCAAUAGAGAACGGAAGACAUAUAUUGAUGCUUUGACGGAGAAGUUCCAAUCGGCAUUUUUAGAGGCUUACGAAGCGGGGGAAGUCGAACCACUUAAUUACGACGAUAUCGACUCCUACGAUUGGCAGUCUCUAAUCAUCUGGGCUACCAAAUUAGAGACACACGACAAGGUGGAACUUCCUGGAUCUCGACGCGAUCUAGAAGAGACCUAUUACCUUGAGGAUGUAGGCAACGAAGCUACAGAUUGGAGAGAGACGUGGUUUCAAAACUUAGCUUCUAUCUACUCGCGAGUUGAAGCAACGUCUGGAGAGCCUAUUUCGAUCCCCUUAAGUCACGAUGUUUCAGCCGAGGAAGAAAUCAUUGGCCGGGCGAGGUCGUGGGUUCGCUCUUUGUGUGUAACCCCGAUACGGGGUGCAAAGAUGCCCGAGGAGAUUCGUGCGAAGCUCUUAAGUCUAAGCGGUGGAAACGAAGCAGAAACAAAUAAGCUACUCAAGAAAGUAGUUGAUAAGCUUAUAGCAGAGAGGGUAGCGUCAAGAAGCAAAGGGAAGAUAUUGGGUCAGUCCUUACGACUGCACGGAGUCUUUGCAAAGCACCUUGAGAAACCGGCUACUGUCGAGAAAUUUGCACAAUCUGCCAACUUUAAAACACUACUAGAUGAGAGCUUUCGCAAAGGCGAGGGGUUUGCUGUCCCGUACGUUGCCGACGACGGGGCAAUCAUGGCGAUUUUCAACCUCCAAGCCCAAGGCCACGUCCGCGCAGAAGCCAUGGAUAUACCUAAUAUUCCCUUUGGGUUUGAGCCAGGUAAUUACGACGGCCGGACGUUCCCGAAAAGUUACUAUCACUUCAACGUAAUAUUGUCACCUACAGCGAGCUACGUAUUUAACGAAGAUCUCCCAGUUCUCCAACAAGUAGGGCAGGUUGGGGUACCCCAACAGGGACCUCUAAACGAGAUACCGAUCUGGGUGGAUUUCUUCGGAAAUCUCGACAAGACCCGCUGGAUUACAUAUCUCAGCAUGACAACUUUAGCGCUCGCAACCAAAGGCCCACUGACACCGCAGACGGCAAGCGUGCUGCUGAAGCCGUUCGUCGAGCCGUUCGAGGCCAAGUUAAUCAUGGAUUGGAUUGAUGGUUUAGGCAUCUUGGAGCGCUACCACUCAGGACAGAGCGCCACAGUGGGGGAGUGGUGGUGGUUGGUCGUGGGCCGACUAGCACUUGAUGUGAUGGGAAGAGGUGUUUCUCAAGGUUAGGAUUGUUAAGGCGAGUAAUUCAUUGUAAAUUAUACCGGCACAAAUUCAUUGCAUGGCAUGGGACGGCGGUAUAUUAGGGCGUUUAAUAAGGGAGAUAUCCUUUAGUUUAUUGCGAAGCAUUGCCGGACUUUUCUUGUUAGGAUCUUCUUGGCAGCGUCGCACAGUAAUGGUCAAGUUUAUAAUUUUGUUUAAUUAAGUAAGGAAAGGCGAAAUGAGACAGCGGUAGUGCACCCGUAGACUGGAAUACGUGUUAUCUUAACCUAGUACAUUUAUAUCUCUAGUCUUGAGCUAUAGGGAGCCACGUUGGUAGUAGGACAAUACAUGUUGUAGUUGCAGGUCGUAGGCUUUUGAGAUGACGGCUCGUGUAAACGGCGAUUCGAUCCCGUCUAGCG